ACUGUUUAUCAAGUCUUAAUUUUUUCUCCAAAAUGCGUUGUUUGCUUCUGCUGGUGUUUGUCGCGGCGGCGACGGCGGCCGAUGUGCCUACCUCUAGUGAUGUGGAUUACAUCAAGAACUACCAUGAGCUCGUGGGUAUUCCUCUCGCAGCGAAGAUCAAGGCGAUGGAAGACCAGUGGCUGAGGAACCCGCUCAACAGAAUCAUCGGCGGCGCCGCAUCUGCCAACAUCAACCAUCCUUACAUGGCUGGUCUGGUGAUCACGUUGACAACUGGAGGUCGCACGGGCUGCGGCGCCACGCUCCUGUCAUCCAGCCGUCUGGUGACGGCCGGCCACUGCUGGGCAGACUCCGUGAACCAGGCCGCCCAGUUCGAGGUGGUCCUCGGCUCCCAGUACCUCUUCAGCGGAGGCACCAGGAUCAUCACCAACCAGGUCUUCACGCACCCGCUGUUUGACCGUAGAAAUCCACUCAAAUACGAUGUUGCUAUGAUCUACCUUCCGUCUCGCGUCACUUUUUCUGCCCUCAUCUCCCCAGUGGCGCUUCCCUCCGCUGCUGAGGUUAAUGAUCAAUUUGCGGGAGCGACUGCUACCGCGAUCGGAUACGGCAAAACCAGCGAUGCGGAGGUCGGUUUGUCUCUUCAAACGUUCCGUCGUGAGGUGAACGUGCAGGUGAUGGCUCAGCCGCUGUGCCGAGCGAGCUGGGGGGCCGGCGUGAUCGAGCCCUACAACCUCUGCACCGAGGGCAACCGCAGCAACAACAACCUCAACAAUGUCGGCGUCUGCGGAGGGGACUCCGGCGGCCCUCUCACCACUUUCAAGAACGGAAGGCAAAUCCUCAUUGGAGUAAUUUCCUUUGCUGCUGAUGGAAACUGUCAAAGUGGAUACGCGUCAGGGUACACCAGGGUCACCAGCUUCCUCGACUUCAUCACCCAACAUUUACAACUCUAAAUACAGACAGUUUACAAGAGGUUUACAAAGCAUCUUAAGCGAAAGUUAAGCUUCUGUCUGACACAAAGAGUUGAAACUAGACUGUUUCUCGCCGAUUUAUGAAGCUCAUCAAACCCUUUAUAAUAUAAGUUCUACUAUCUAAUAACAAUACUUUGUUUUGUAGUUAUUUAUUUACUUACUCAUUAAUUUCUAAGCCAUUCCUCAUAAAGAUACAAAUAAAAUAUACUUAAUGACUUCAA
This is a messenger RNA of Plutella xylostella (diamondback moth), 1186 nucleotides long. Its product is annotated as epithelial serine protease. Lineage: Eukaryota; Metazoa; Arthropoda; Insecta; Lepidoptera; Plutellidae. Gene Ontology annotation, molecular function: serine-type endopeptidase activity. Gene Ontology annotation, biological process: proteolysis. The record is from RefSeq and is a predicted model, not a curated record.